AUGAACGAUACGACCAUAAAGCAAGACCCUGAAAUCGACUGUAGGAUCGAUACAGACAGCGCCGACGAGCACACCCCUCUCAUCCCCACGAAAAUUGUGCCUCAAAAACUAAGGCAAUCCCAGCAGCACUUCCAAGGAGCAAUACCUCAACAAGUGGAAUUACCGAGACUCACACAACUCGACGAGCCUAUCGCGGCGUCCGACCGUCUCAAAUAUGUCGAGGAAAAGCUGUCCGCCAUACACCAUGGCUUAGAAUACCUCUUCAUAGCCCUGAAUAGUCCGCAAGCUAGGGUGGAAACGACGCAAAAGGAAUCGGAUGGUCAGGUCAAUAAGGGGAUUUCUACGGGGAAGGAUUUGAACAGUAGAACGCUGUGGGGAAUCAAGGAGUAUGAUGACAAAGAUGUCAAUUCCUGCGUUGCCCAUAACUUCAUAUUCAAGGCUGAUGUGCAAUUUGAUGCCAAUAAGCUAGGGGACUUGAAACAGGACGUCGUGCAAAACUCUGGAAUACUGCCGAAAUUCGAAGCGAGGUAUGGUAUCGCCGCAUACGUUAUAUUGACCAGUGAUGUCCCGAGGGAGAUACUUGAUGUUAUCAAUCGACGCGCCGACGCGAAAACGCUAUUCAUUGGGAAAUAUCAGCCGGAGCAGUGGAGGCAGCGAUUGGUUAGUAUGGCUGACGGUAUUAUCAAGGAAUGGCUAGAAGGUGACGAGACAGGGUCCCUCUUCCGAGGCGAGGAUCCUAUCAGAGGCGGCUGA
This is a messenger RNA of Talaromyces proteolyticus, 753 nucleotides long. RefSeq lists its product as uncharacterized. The transcript has a single exon. The record is from RefSeq and is a predicted model, not a curated record. Bases 1 to 753 code for a protein of 250 amino acids. Lineage: Eukaryota; Fungi; Ascomycota; Eurotiomycetes; Eurotiales; Trichocomaceae.